Messenger RNA from Micromonas pusilla CCMP1545, 540 nucleotides. RefSeq lists its product as uncharacterized. NCBI's taxonomy places the organism in Eukaryota, Viridiplantae, Chlorophyta, Mamiellophyceae, Mamiellales, Mamiellaceae. The record is from RefSeq and is a predicted model, not a curated record. The transcript has a single exon. Gene Ontology annotation, biological process: endoplasmic reticulum to Golgi vesicle-mediated transport. The coding region runs from base 1 to 540 and encodes 179 amino acids. Gene Ontology annotation, cellular component: TRAPP complex; nucleus; cytoplasm.
AUGCGUCUCGCGUGCGCGGCCGUGAUCAGCCCCGCGAACGCGCCGAUGCACGUCGCGUCGUUUCCGUCGUCGUCGUCGUCUUCCGUCGCCGCCACCGGCACGGACGACGCGAGGCUACUUCAUCAUCGCGCCGUCGACGACGCGCACCUGCGCCUCGCGCACGCGGCGUUGGACGAGAUCGAGGCGCGGCUGCGCGCGCCGCCCGCGACGGCGUCCGCCGCGGGCGCCGCCGCGAGCGGCGGCGGGCCGAAGGACCCGUACCUCGGCGAGGUGCACCGCGACGAAGGGCACGUCGUGUACGCGCACGUCGGCGCCACCGCCGCGCGGUUCGUGCUCGUGAUGGCGACGGAGGAGGAGGAGGACGACGACGACGCGUCGGGGGCGGCGGGAGGGACGCGCGAGGAGACGCUCCGGGGGAUGUUCAGGGCGCUGUCCGAGGCGUACGCGGACGCGGUCUCCGACCCGUUUCACGCGCCGGGCGGGAAGAUCGCGAGCGAGGCGUUCGCGCGACGCGUCCGCGCGCUCGCGGACGCGGCGUGA